Parnassius apollo (apollo) is the source of this 717-nucleotide messenger RNA. The record is from the annotation of a GenBank genome assembly. Lineage: Eukaryota; Metazoa; Arthropoda; Insecta; Lepidoptera; Papilionidae.
AUGGAAGAAACACAAAAAGGAACGCGCAUAGGGCCGCUGCCUGGGGGUCGCCGGGGCGCGUCUGGAGCUGGCGCUGGACGCGGCAGCAUGCGGGCCGCCAGCCGAGCGCGAGGAGCUGCACGAUCACCUAGCAGCCCCUCGCAUCCAUCAUCCCCACCAGAAGGCUUGGUGUCGGCUGGGUCUUCUCGGACCCAGCAAGCGGCACCCGCCGCUGGUGGAGCACGUCGCAUGCGUUGGACAAAAUCCAUGAACGAAAACGCAUUGCGGGCGUACUAUAGGGCGAAAGGGAAAGAAACUGUGGGAAUAGCGUAUAGGUCUCGGAUGCAUUGCUUUUUUGCUGAGCUGGAGCCGUCUAUCCCCGUCACGGAACAAAACCUGGCAGACCGAGUUCGGUACAUCAUGCGCUCGAAAAUAUUUGAUGGUGCCGAACUCGAACGACUACGACGUGAGGCUAUUCCGUCGUCGAAUGAAUCGGCUAUGGCUGGAGAUGCAGCUCCACAUUCGACAGACCAGCAUCCACACGUGGAAGCCGCCAUGGAUCUUCCAGUUGUGGUUGAUUCGAACGACGAUGAAAUAGUCUCCCACGAACUAGAGCAAAUGAGGAGUAUAUUGGAAGAGGCGAUUUUGGAAACGCGCAGCACCCCUCUCGAAAAUCGACCGCGACUUCCCCCGCAUACCCUUAAGCAAGCGAAAUCGGGCUGUCGUGAGGGCUCUUAA